Bicyclus anynana (squinting bush brown) is the source of this 1603-nucleotide messenger RNA. Its product is annotated as leucine carboxyl methyltransferase 1. NCBI's taxonomy places the organism in Eukaryota, Metazoa, Arthropoda, Insecta, Lepidoptera, Nymphalidae. Gene Ontology annotation, molecular function: protein C-terminal leucine carboxyl O-methyltransferase activity. The transcript is spliced from 3 exons. Gene Ontology annotation, biological process: C-terminal protein methylation. The coding region runs from base 269 to 1267 and encodes 332 amino acids. Gene Ontology annotation, cellular component: cytosol. The record is from RefSeq and is a predicted model, not a curated record.
GCUGUGUGUGAUGUCAAUUGUCAAACCGCAAAGCAAACGUCAAAACUCAUAUCAUGAUCAUGAAAUGAAAUCAAAUUUUACGCAAAUUCUCAAAAAAAUCUGUCAAUCGCAGAUCGCUAUUGUUAUUUUUUACUGAUUGAUUUGUCAUCAACUGCACUCGAAACUACGAAAAUUGAACUCAACAUAUCGUGACAAAAGUAAAUUUGAUCGGGCCAGUGUUCACCGGAGCCGAGAGCGGCGAUGCCGGAGUGAGCGGCGCGGCGGCACCAUGGACAGCGUGUGGAGCGCGGAGGACGAGGCCAUCAUCGCCACCAACACGGACGCCACGGAGUGCAAGCGCUGCGCCGUGGAGCUGGGCUACUGGAAGGACGAGUACAUCUGCUACUUCGCCAAGCGCGGCGAGCGCAAAGCGCCCGAGAUCAACCGCGGUUACUACGCGCGCGUGCGCGCCAUGGAGAUGUUCAUCCACCAGUUCUUGGAGCGCUGCGGGACCAAGUGCCAGAUCAUCAACCUGGGGUGCGGCUUCGACACGCUGUACUGGCGCCUCAAGGACACCACACAGGCCGUCAGCAACUUCAUAGAGCUGGACUUUCCGGCCGUCACCAGCAAGAAGUGUCACAUCAUCAAACGCAACAAGCAAUUGCUGGAGAAAAUUUGCAAAGAAGAUCGGACUGGCAGUGCCGCCCGUUGUGUACAUUGGUCUCCCGCAGACGGCGAGGUGGCGCUGCGCGGCGGCGAGCUGCACGCCGACGGCUACCACCUGCUGGGCUGCGACCUGCGCUGUCCCGGCGAGGUGCGCCGCAAGCUGGCGGCGGGCGGCGCGGCCGGCGCGCUGCCCACGCUGCUGCUGGCCGAGUGCGUGCUGGUGUACCUGCGGCCCGACGCCGCCGACGCGCUGCUGCGCGAGCUGGCGGCCGCCUUCCCGCGCGUCGUGCUGCUGGUGUACGAGCAGUGCAACCUGGCCGACCGCUUCGGCGCCGUCAUGCGCGACCAGCUGGCGGCGCGCGGUGUGCCGGCGCCCGCGCCCGCCACGCACGCGCUGGCGCCGCCGCAGCAGGCCGCGCGCCUGCUGGCGCUGGGCUUCGACGCGGCGCGCGCCUGGGACAUGGACGCCGUGUGGCGCGCGCUGCCCGAGGACGACCGCGCGCGCGCCGAGCGCCUGGAGAUGCUGGACGAGCGCGAGCUGCUGCUGCAGCUCAACCGCCACUACGCGCUCACCGUGGCCACGCGCGGCGCGCUCUUCGCCGACCUCGACCUCAACGCGUAGCCAGACGAGCGACUCGACCGAAGCGCACUUGUCGAUAGGCCAACUGGACCUCCGAGAGUUAAUCCGUUUUCGCUAUUGUUUAAGUAAUUUCUAUACUAUAGUUCACGGUCGCAAUGGGUUCCGCCGACGAGGUGACGGUUGCUAGAACGGUCCAGUCCAACAUAUAGUAUGCUGUGAGCAAGAGAUGAAUGUACUAAAUUAGCCCAAACUACUCGGACAGCUCCCAGCGGUCGCCGGCACUGCACCGCUCGCUCCGUCUUUUAGAUGUACUCCGUUUUAUUGAUACUACUAAGUGUUAAAUAUUUAUUUAUAAUAUAUAAAAUGCCGUAUUUGAAA